AUGCCAGUGGCCGGCCGGCUGCCCCCGCCUCAGGCGGGUCGGAGCUCUAACUACGAUCCUUGCAGGCCCGAACUAACCACGAUUCGCCUCCUUCCUGUGCGGUGGCCAGAGGCAGCUUGCGAAGGAACCGCCAUUAAGGGCUCCAGCAGAGGGGCCGAGAGAGCCUGUGUUCCCUGGCAGGGAUCAGCAACACAUGCGUCCCUGCGCCCGGAGCGCUGGAAGCUGCACCGAUUCUUAAUGGCAGCAUAUAUUAUGGCCGUGCGCUCACGCACGCGCCGCUCGGGGCCACUCCAGGGAAUCGUUUCGCCCGCUAACUCCCACUCAGUCCCCUCCUCCCGAAGGAGGUCUCAGUCAAAACCCGGGUUCUCAGUCAAAACCAAAGCAGAUCCGCGCUACCUGCGCGGGGUGAUCACCCACCAGCAAACGCUCGGGGUUUUGGAAAAUAGUUGCAUCUUGAACCCCUGGUACUGCGGUUCCAACCGCUCCCCAGGCGGGGCCGCCCUAGAGGAAGGGCGCCCUCUCCCCUCUCUCAGCCCCUCCACGCGCUUCCAAGCCCCCACGCCACGGAGUCCCACAUCGCCCUGGGAAUCUCCAAACCUUAUCGUCCUGUCUGGGGCUCCCUUGUCUGUCCCAAGCCGAGGACCACGCUCACGUGAGCACGGAGAUACCCCUGGGAACGCAGGGCCGCGAGUCUUGGAAACGCAGGGUUCGGCAACUGGAGCGUUAGAGACCGUUUCUUCUUCUUGUGGACCCCCAGAGAGGCAAAUGAGCACAAGAAUCUCGACACAGAUUCUCCUUCUGCGGACCCAGAGAUCUUUCCACUGUAAUCAGUACCCCAGAGGGCCAGGGCCGCCGGGGACCUGGCGUCUUGGUGCUGGACGGACCGAGGCAGGAGCGCCAGCCCCCAGUCCUCUCCCGGAGCUCACCCCAGGAAAUCCGAUGAGUCAGGCAAAGAUUGAGCCAGGGAUUUCUCCCUUGCCGAAUUCUCCCUCAAAUAUCAGGAAGCAACCCCUCCACUACCCAAGAGAAGAACGGUGUAGAGAAAGCACCCCCUGCAGGGCCCUUUUGGAGGUUAACGCUUGGGCAGCCUCGGCCCCCAAACCCGAAUGCCGGCGGGAGAAGAGUUAGCCCAAACCCUGCCCAGCCCCAGGAGAGGAACCUCAGCUUGGCCCCACCGAACUCCGGCCAUUCCGGCACGCGCACGGAGAAGACGAUUUCUCCCCACUCCACCCCCACCGGGUGAGGGGAGGAGAGGGUAACAUUUGCGCCCAGAGUUGCGCCCUGGAAGGACGCAGCCUUUAGUGUGGCUUCCAAGAGCCAGGACUUCGGAGCCGGAAGACUCCUGUUUCCACCUGCAUGACCAUGGGCGGGUUACUGAACCCCGCUAUACCUCAGUUUCCUCCUCUGUAAAAUAAGGAUAAUCAUACUUACCUCAUAGGAUUGUACCUUGUAUCAAAUGAGACAGUAUAGGUAAAGCUCUUUCGGACAACAUGCCAGUUACCUCGUGCUAGGUAGUACUAAUUUAAUUUCCUCAGGUGGAUCUCACCGAAUUCUUCAAAAUAACCUUGAGAACCUCAUUCUUUUAAUAUUUUGGGAGCAGUUAUUCUUUAUGGUAAAGCGUUUCAAAUUCCUCUUACUACAGGCUACUACCCAGUGAUCCAUCGCCCUUUCUGGCCUUCUCAAAGGAUGCUGUAGAUAAGCUCCUUGAGUUCAAAUAGCCGGGUCGCUCAACAAUGUGUGUGUCCCCAGACUCUACUCCACCCCAUCCCCCUCAGUGCCCAGGUCAGACCCCUGGCUUUUGCUUUCUGCAAACCCCCAACUAGAGUGGCCAGGUUCUCCCAGCAUGGGAUUUCUCCUCUAUCUUCCUUGACAACUUCUCUUCCCUGCCCCCCGCUCACUCCCGCCAUUUAUCUUAAAUUCCUCUCCCAACAUUGAAAAAUGUAAUGAAGUUAUGGUAAAGAAUGAAGCAAUUCAAGAGUAUAGAGAGGGAAGAAAACAUCUUCCCUCCACUAAUAAAUGGUAGCAGGCUGACGUGUGUUCUUCCAUGCCUUUCCCCGUGCUGUUACACACAUAUACACACAUACAUAUAUGGAGAUUGGCUUUGGGUUUUGCUUUGUUUCAUUUCUGCAAAAUUGUAAUAUGUAUUUCUCUGCAACCAAAUUCCUCAAGAGCGAUAGUUAAAUAUCUCCUUUUAAAUGGUUACAUAAUUCCUUCUAUUGAUGAAUAUUUAAGUUUUUCAAGGUUUUUUUGUACUGUGUAAGUAUUGUGUUCAUAAAUAUUCCUGUUGAAACAACGUUAUGUACUAGUAUUUUAAUUUCUUCAAUACAACAGGCUUGGUCAAAGUUGGAUUGCUGGGCAGAAAGGCAUGUAUGUGUGAUUUAAUUUGAGAAGAUGUUUGUUUACUUUCCCAAAGGAUGUAGAGAUUCCUCCCUGCAUCCUUAUCCACACUGUAUGCUAACACUUUUUGCCUUUUUUGUCAACCCAGUAAGUAACCUUGCUGCUCUGGAAGGUCAGGCUUUCCUGCCAUCUGCAUUAGGUUCCUUGGGUCCCUCUCAGGCCCUGAUCACCACCAGAGUGUCGUCCUGCACUGGUGGGGAAGGGUCAGCUGGACUCUGGGUUCUCCUCCCCAGGAGCAGUGGCAAGGGCUGCGCAGGGAGUGACUUUUGUGCAAAGUCAGGCAUAAUUAGUCCUGGAAGACCCUGGCUCUCACUGGCUAAUCUAAUCAAAAUGCCUCCUGGAGUGUAGGACUUGGACCCUGCUGGGCUGGCUCAGUGAGUGAUUGUGAACUGGCAGAGGUGGGGCUCAGCUGCAUGUCUCCCCAAUGCUCCUGCAGCUUCCAUUCGGGACACUCAGCCUGAGCCAGCUCUGCACCGAGGCUGCGAUCCCCCGGCCUGUCUGCAGUGGAGGGCCAGCGAUGGAAGGAGGCAGCAAAGGAAAAGAAAACAGCAACCACAGAACAAGGGCGGCAAAGAUGACAGCUGAACUUUUCUUUUCCUCUCCCACCCACCCAGAGAGCCUGAGAGGCUUCUAUGAGCAGGAUCCAACCCAUGGAGAGCAACAAGGAAGGCUGAACCAUCUGGGGAGAUUCAGGGUACAGAGAUCUAGAUUGUACUGUCUCUUCUCUCAUCACUCCCACCCCACCACAUUUACUCUAACUUUUUAAAAACUUUAACUUUCAUUGAGCAGUUACUACACGCUAGGUGUUAUGGUAAAGCUUUGCAAACAUCAUCCCAUCUCCUUCGCAAUUUCUGUAAGAGGAUUUUAUUAUCCCCAUUUUACAGAUGAUGAGCUGAGGUUUGGAGAGAGGUUAGUAACUUGCCCAAGACCAGCAAGGAGCAAGAGCGAGAGCUGGCCUUUGAAUGCUAAUCUGUUUGGGGAACCUGCCUUAAGAGAUCACUUCGCUUUGCUUGUUCUAUUACUAUUUUGAGGCAAAGAAACACAAAGAAAAACACAACAACAAAUAAAUUUAAGUCCUGUGGUAAGCAGAAAAAUGUCCUUGCAAAA
Molecule: messenger RNA, 3504 nt
Organism: Pongo pygmaeus (Bornean orangutan)
Lineage: Eukaryota; Metazoa; Chordata; Mammalia; Primates; Hominidae
Exons: 5
Coding region: 1-1128 (375 amino acids)
Source: RefSeq, a predicted model, not a curated record